Myxocyprinus asiaticus (Chinese sucker) is the source of this 1692-nucleotide messenger RNA. Its product is annotated as E3 SUMO-protein ligase ZBED1-like. The coding region runs from base 1 to 1692 and encodes 563 amino acids. The transcript is spliced from 3 exons. Lineage: Eukaryota; Metazoa; Chordata; Actinopteri; Cypriniformes; Catostomidae. Gene Ontology annotation, molecular function: protein dimerization activity. The record is from RefSeq and is a predicted model, not a curated record.
AUGACAAAUUUAUAUCAGCACCUGAAACAGCACAGAGAAAAGUAUGAUGAAUGCAUGACGGUGAAAGCCCAGAUUAGUAGAGAGACAGCUGAACAAAACAAAAAACAACCUGUAAGCCAAACAAAAAGCACAAUUACAGAUGUGUUUGCGAGUAUCACGCCAUACAACAAGUCUUUACAGAGAUAUAAAGAAAUCACCGACUCCAUAACGCACUGCUUGGCAAGAUACAUGAUGCCCAUAUACACCGUUAGCAAAGUGGGAUUUCAGAAAAUGAUCCACACACUGGACAAGAGGUACCAACUGCCCUCGCGAAACUAUUUCUCUCAAGUUGCAGUCCCUGAGCUUUACAGCAAAUGCCGUGGCGAGGUUCAACUGGAAAUGGCUACGGUGACGUUCUUUUCAACCACUACGGAUCUGUGGUCAAGCAGGACGACUGAAACAUAUAUUAGCCUAACUGUGCACUUUCUCGACGAGGAGUUUGAACUGAAAAGCCGCUGCCUGCAAACAUCCUAUUUCCCCGAUGACCACAAGGGAGAGAACAUAGCCUUGGGCUUGAGAGAGGCACUGGCUUCAUGGGACCUCUGUGAGGAGCGUCAGGUCGCUAUCACAACAGACAACGGCACUAACAUUGUCGAAGCGGUGGAGCUUAAUCAGUGGACUAGAUUCCAGAGCUUUGGGCAUAGACUUCAUCUGGCUAUCGGAAGAUGGUGGGCCACUUCUCCCAUAGCUGGAAGAAAAGAAGCACAAAGAGAGCUCAACCUCCCAGAGCAUGCCAUGGUGACAGACUGCUCAACACGAUGGGGUUCCACUCAGAAAAUGAUAGCAAGAGUCCUGGAGCAGCAAAAUGCUUUGUCCAAGGUUCUCUCUACAGACCGCAAAGUGCGACACCUACUGCCCUCAUGGCAGGACCUGGAGGUCCUGGAAUCUGUGAACAAGGCACUCAGCCCCCUCCAGCACUUCACGGAUGCCCUGUCAGGUGAACGUUAUGUGAGCAUUUCUUGCGCGAAGCCUGCUCUGCAUCUUCUGAACACCUCAGUGCUGGCUGAAGAGGAAGAGGACAUUGACCUGACCAAAUCACUGAAAUCAAAAAUUCUGAACUACCUCAACGAGAAACAUGAAGUCACGCAGGACCUGCUAAACAUGUCCACUUUCCUAGACCCAAGGUUCCAAACACAAUGCAUCUCUGCAGAAGAGAUCCAGACCUUAAAGGAACGAAUCAUCUCAGAGUUGAUAGAAAUUCACCAGCAACAACCUGUAGCCCAAAGCACCGCAGCAAUGGAGAAGGAUAGCCUGGAUGUGGAAAAUCCACCUGCUGCUAAAACCAAGAAGAAAACUCUGGCCAGUUUCUUCAAGGAAACCACACGCACAACGCCAACAGCAUCACUGUCAACCAUAUUUGAUCCCAUGGUACAGUUUAGAGAAGCAGUGGCUGCUGAACUCAACGCUUACAUUUACAUGCCAUGUGUAGACCACGGAGAAGAUCCACUGAAAUGGUGGAAGUUUCCCAAAAUAAACUUCCCUAGGCUAUGCAAACUAGCACAGAAAUAUCUGUGCAUACAAGCAACAAGCUCUGCAUCAGAGAGAGCUUUUAGCACUAGUGGUAAUGUUGUAUCGAAUCAUCGCUCUUGUCUGAAACCAGACAAGGUGGAUAUGCUUGUUUUUUUGGCAAAGAACCUCUCAAGUGAUAAGUAG